This is a messenger RNA of Neurospora crassa OR74A, 1335 nucleotides long. RefSeq names its product N,O-diacetylmuramidase (gene lyz). The coding region runs from base 422 to 1102 and encodes 226 amino acids. NCBI's taxonomy places the organism in Eukaryota, Fungi, Ascomycota, Sordariomycetes, Sordariales, Sordariaceae. The transcript is spliced from 2 exons. Gene Ontology annotation, biological process: cell wall macromolecule catabolic process; peptidoglycan catabolic process; carbohydrate catabolic process. Gene Ontology annotation, molecular function: lysozyme activity. The record is from RefSeq and is a predicted model, not a curated record.
CUCACAUCUUCCUGGCUAGCGCCUUUGGUACCUAAGUAUCUUACGACUGCAUUCUAGUGGUACACGCCACGAUGCUAAAAUCUUCUCCUUGCCGCUUCUGGAAAGGAAACAACUUUUGUUUCCUGCAACUUUUGUUUGUAUGCAACCAUAAUAACUAAAGCCCUGAAGAUCUCCAUCUCUGCGCCUUGGCCUCUACCCACUCCCUGCCGAACGUGGAGAAGACAUAGUGAGAUUUUGACGGAGAAGAACUACCGGCACCGGCCGUUUAGGUCUAUUCCAGGCUGAGACAUAGAGACACUCAGACAGAAAAUUCAGAUAUAAAAAGGUCUCUGCCUCUAGAGAUCCCGUUUUCUCGAUUAUCUGUCUACCUCGACUUCAGUCUUCUAGUCAGCAUCUUCAAGACAGCAAAACCAACAUCAUCAUGAAGUCCUUCGUCCUCACGGCCCUCGCCGGCCUCGUCGGCGCUGUCCAGGCUACCGUCCAGGGCUUUGACAUCUCCCACUACCAGGGCAGCGUCAACUUUGCCCGCGCUUACUCUUCCGGUGCCCGCUUCGUCAUCAUCAAGGCCACCGAAGGCACCAACUACAUCGACCCCAAAUUCUCCUCUCACUACACCGGCGCCACCUCUGCCGGCCUGAUCCGCGGCGGCUACCACUUUGCGCACCCGGACUCUUCCUCCGGCGCUGCUCAGGCAGACUACUUCCUCGCGCACGGCGGCGGCUGGUCCAAAGACGGCAUCACCUUGCCCGGCAUGAUCGACCUCGAGUCCUCCUCCGGCAAGGCGACCUGCUACGGCUUGUCGACCUCGGCCAUGGUGUCGUGGAUCAAGGCCUUCUCCGACCGCUACCACAGCAAGACGGGUCGCUACCCCAUGAUUUACACCAACUACUCGUGGUGGAGCAAGUGCACGGGCAACUCCAAGAGCUUUGCCACGACCAACCCGCUGGUGCUGGCGAGGUGGUCGAGCUCGGUCGGCACGAUUCCUGGGGGGUGGAGUUAUCAGACUAUUUGGCAGAAUGCGGACACGUAUACUUAUGGUGGUGAUUCGGAUAUCUUCAAUGGCUCUCUCGAUCGUCUCAAGGCUUUGGCUAAGGGCUCUUAGGCGGGGAGUUCAAUGAAAGCGGGUUCCUAUGGAGGUUGCUUGGAGUGAUGAGCGUGGUGAUUCAAGACUUUUACAACAAGGGCCGAGGCUGAACCGUUUGCACGGCGGGAAGGUCUAGGAUUUUCUUCAAAAAAAGGGGAUAGAUUCCAACAUACCGAUAGGGUAUUUCGUGGUAAUCGUCUAGAACGUUAGCUGUAUGAAAUUUCAAGCUCUUCCCGGUACCUACAUGUGCU